Messenger RNA from Nymphalis io (European peacock), 723 nucleotides. It is a transcript of the gene Coc, whose product is annotated as trypsin-7-like. Gene Ontology annotation, biological process: proteolysis. The record is from RefSeq and is a predicted model, not a curated record. Gene Ontology annotation, molecular function: serine-type endopeptidase activity. The transcript has 5 exons. The coding region runs from base 1 to 723 and encodes 240 amino acids. Lineage: Eukaryota; Metazoa; Arthropoda; Insecta; Lepidoptera; Nymphalidae.
AUGGCAAGCAGUGACAUUGAAAGUUCUGAUGGCAAAAUUGUAGGAGGUUACAACACCACCAUACAGGAUGUUCCAUACCAAGUGUACUUACUACUGCAGAUGGGUACUGAUUACUAUCAGUGUGGCGGUUCCAUCAUAAGCGAGAGAUAUGUCUUGACAGCAGCGCAUUGCCUCACAGGCAUAACGCGAAUUUAUGUCAGAGCUGGUAGUACUCUAGCUAUGAGUGGGGGUACCCAAUACAACACCACGAGAUUUAGACAGCAUCCAUUUUAUAAUCCAUUGAAUUUCGAUUAUGAUGUUGGUCUGAUAAAUAUUCCUGGUGGAAUAGCAUUGGAUGGAGUAAAUACAAAAGCGGUUCCUUUGCCAAAAGCUGGAGCCACAAUUGAAAAUGGUACCAAUAUUCUUGUGACUGGAUGGGGUGAUACUACUGAGAACGGCCAGGUAAGCCCAAAUUUAAUGGGCGUACAAGUGCCAACUGUAUCUAAUGAGGACUGUCUUAUGUCUUACUCCACACUUACAUCUCGUCAGUUCUGUGCUGGUGUGCCCGAAGGAGGCAAGGACUCUUGCCAGGGUGAUUCCGGAGGUCCAGCAGUAGCAACAGAAACUGGAAUUCAACUCGGAACCGUUUCCUUUGGAACAGGCUGUGCUCGACCAGGAAUUCCUGGAGUAUAUACUAAUUUAGCCAAAGUAAGAAGAUGGAUCAGAAGGCACUCGGGCGUCUAA